Messenger RNA from Danaus plexippus (monarch butterfly), 1686 nucleotides. RefSeq names its product beta-1,4-galactosyltransferase 2-like. Lineage: Eukaryota; Metazoa; Arthropoda; Insecta; Lepidoptera; Nymphalidae. The record is from RefSeq and is a predicted model, not a curated record. Bases 147 to 1085 code for a protein of 312 amino acids. Gene Ontology annotation, biological process: carbohydrate metabolic process; glycosphingolipid biosynthetic process. Gene Ontology annotation, molecular function: N-acetyl-beta-glucosaminyl-derivative 4-beta-N-acetylgalactosaminyltransferase activity. The transcript has 4 exons.
AUUUGACAUAUUAAUUAUUUGUAACUUGGUUGCAUCAUUUAGGUUAUAGGUCCUAAGUUAUACAUAUCAUUUAAAUUCUAAGUUACGCAAUAUAUGAGAUAAUAAAUACAAAUAAAUUCUCAUUCUUACUAUAUUUAUAGUGGGUCAUGCGUUACUAUGGAAUUAAGAAGAAAAUUUUGUACUGUGGAUUAAUUGUGCUCUUGUUUUUCAUACUUCUUCAUCCCUCCAGAAAUGCAAAAGGAACCUAUGAGUUUAUUGAAAGGGAGCAUAUUUUGAGCAAUUUGCUCUAUGACACUGCUGAAAACUUUUCUAGUACUGCAAUUGUUGAGUGUGAUUACUACAAUGUUGUUUAUGAUGAUUCCACUCUUUCUAUCAGUAUUGCUGACGGUGAUUUAGUUGAGAAUCAUAGGGUUAAAGAUGGAGGGGAAUACGUACCUGUCGAGUGCAGACCAAGUCUUAGCACUGCUAUCAUUAUUCCAUAUAGGGACAGAGCUGAACAAUUACGCGCUUUCUUGGUUUAUAUGCACAUGUUUCUAAGAAGACAGUUUAUCCACUACAGGAUCUAUGUUGUGGAACAAGUUGAUAGUAAGCCAUUUAAUACGGCAAAGCUAAUGAAUAUCGGGGCUGCAGCGGCAAUACGCGCAGGUUUUCCUUGCCUGGUAUUGCAUAAUGUGGAUCUACUCCCACUUAGGCCAGCUAAUUUGUAUGCCUGUACAAAACUUCCUCGACAUCUAUCAUCUAGUAUCAAUAAAUUGAGAUUUGUCCUUCCACACCAAAAUGUAUUUAGUGGUGUUGUGUCAAUAUCUUCGAAACAAUUUAAACUUAUAAAUGGAAUGACAAAUGGGAACACUGGUGAUAAAAGUGAUCUUCACAAUCGUCUUAAAGUCGCAGGUAUAAAAAUUACUCGUUAUGAACCUUCAUUGAGUCGUUAUUAUAUGUCUUCACAGAAAUUACAACGGAAAGUGAUAAGAUUCAAUCGAGAUAUGAAACAAGAAAUGAAAAAAGAUGGUCUGAAUUCAUUGAUGUACACAGAAGUUGCUACCGUCCUACAUCCAUUGUUUACUCAUAUCAUGGUUGAUUUGUAAUAUAUGUUUAUUUAUAUAAGGAUAAAAUUAGUAGUAAAUAGUUAAAUUAUUGCUAGUAGAAAAUGUGCAUUUUCUCCGUCCAUGACGAAUAUACAUUCUCAUAUUACGAUAACAAUGUCCAAGUUCCUUAGUAUAGUUCUAUAUAUUUUUUUUUUGUUAUACAAAUUAAUAGUUUUUAAUCAAUGACAGUUGUAGUAAAAAUCACUGGCUGAAAACUUUUCCUAGCGUCCAGUGUUCAUAGUUAUCCAAUUUUUUAUAUAAAAAUAAUUCAUGCUAGUCUUCCAUAGAUAAUAAUAGUUUUCACCUAAAAAUAAUUAUUGAGAACAUAUCUUCCAAUAAUAAUAUCAUUUUAAAGAAAAAUUCUUUUAAAAUAUUUUUAAGCAUUAUCUGUGAUGUAAUGUAUUGUUUUUAUUAUUUAGUGUAUUUUCAUUUCCAUUAAGAUUUUUACACCAAAAAUAUUUUAUAUAUUUUUUAAGUUCUAGUCAAUCACUUUAAGAGUCUCAGUAAUAUUUUUUUUAUAUCAUAUAAGUUAUUAGUGUUUUACAUCCUGUUAUUAGUGUGUUAUAUGCUGUUUGUUUAAAAUAAAUUAAUAUUGCUAAGA